GUGCUACAUUGUAAUUACCUUGACUCCGAAACGUCACGCACUUAUCGAGAGACUCGACUAGCGUGACGUCCACAGAAAAAAACAAAUACUUAAUUUAAGUGGACUGCAUAAUUUUAGGACAGGUCGUCCCACAACACUGUUCCGAUCCAGGUUGCUGAUUAAUCUCUCUCGAAAUCACAUCAAGCGAAGAGCCUCGCCAACUCGUCAUUGCUUAAUUUCCAAUAUGGAUAGAAGCAAAAAAGAUGAAAAGCAGCAAAAAACAAAUCCACGGGAAUAUGGAAAUAUAUUCUCUUGGCUCUCAUUUGCAUGGAUGUAUGAAACAUUUCGUUUAGGAUGUAAAAGAGACUUGGAGAUGGCAGAUAUUUACUGCUCUUUAAAAGAAGACUCCAGCAAAGUUUUAGGAGAUCUCAUAUCUGAAGUUUGGUUGAAAGAAGAAAAAAUAUGCAAUGAAAGCAAAAUUCGAAAGCCUAGUUUGAUUAGAGUCCUUGCAAAAUCCUUUGGAAGAAAGUUUAUAGUGAUAGGCCUCUGGCAAAUAUUUGAUGCACUUUUCAUUAGAAUUCUCCAAGUAUUGAUAUUUGCUAAAGUAUUAAGUUAUUUUAAUAAUAAAAAUGAGAUGUCAAAGAGUGAAGCUUUUUAUUGGGCUUCAGGUUUCGCGUUUUGUGAAAUUUUAACUAAUAUUAUCACACACCAUCGACAAUAUGCCAUGGCACACUUGGGAAUGAAAUUUAGAAUUGCCUGCUCGGCCAUUGUGUAUAGAAAAUGUUUAAGAUUAUCUAAAGCUUCCGAAGAAAGCAAUGCUUCAACAGGUCAGAUUAUUAAUUUGUUAAGCAAUGAUGUGGAGAUCCUUAAUUAUGGUUUUUAUUCUCUAAAUUUCCUCUGGAUUGCUCCGAUUCAAGCAAUAAUUAUCACAGUAAUACUUUAUCAGCGAAUAAAAAUUUCGUGUUUUAUGGGAAUCUUAAUUAUUUUCAUGCUCUUUCCUUUACAAGCAUACAUGGGUAAAUGGGUGAAUAAUUUGACUGAGAAGGCUUCUUUACGGACAGAUACGAGGCUUUCACUGAUGGACGAAAUCAUCCAUGGGGUACAAGUAAUUAAAAUGUACGCUUGGGAAAAGUCAUUUUCUCAUUUGGUUGACAAAGCGAGAGCAAAAGAGAUGAGCGUUCUUAGGAAAAUAUCUUUUAUUGACGCUAUUACAAUUUGCUUUGACACUUACAUUCCUCGAGUUUGUGUUUUUGUUAUCAUAUUGACUUACGUUUUAUUCGAAAAUCACGUCUCGGCCGAGCAAGUUUAUAUGGUCACAGCUUUUUACAACGAAUUAAGAACUUCUAUAAAUAUCCAUAUGGCACUUGGGAUACAGUUUACUGCGAAAACGCUCGUAUCUAUCAAACGCCUUGAGCGUCUUUUAAUGCGUAAAGAAAUUCAUCCUACAAUAGAUAGAAAUAUUAUUGAUCAAACAAGCGAUCCCAACAUUGCAGUAAAACUUACUGAAGCAUCUACCAAGUGGUCCCCCGAGAUUAAAAAAAACACCAUUCAUAACAUCAGUUUUAAUGUUAAACGUGGUUCACUUUCUGCAAUUAUCGGACAAGUAGGAUCUGGUAAAAGCAGCUUGCUUCAUGUCAUACUCGAUGAACUUCCACUUUCAAGUGGGAGUAUUCAAGUUUCAGGAACAAUUGCUUAUGUUAGUCAAGAACCUUGGGUAUUUGCAUCUUCCAUCAGACAGAAUAUACUUUUUGGAUUACCAAUGGACAAAAAACGGUAUGAAGAAGUAGUAAAGGUUUGUCAGUUGGUACAAGAUUUUUCUAUGUUUCCCUUUGGAGAUAAAACGCUUAUUGGUGAAAAAGGGAUAACAUUGAGUGGGGGUCAAAAAUCCAGGAUCAAUCUGGCAAGAGCAGUCUAUAGAGAUGCUGAUAUUUAUCUGUUAGACGAUCCUCUAUCAGCUGUUGACACCCACGUCGGCAGGAAAAUUUUUGACGAUUGUAUUUCUAAGUACUUGAAAGGAAAGACAAUUAUCCUAGUAACACAUCAGCUUCAGUACCUCAAAAAUGUUGAUAGAAUAUUCAUUUUGAAUAGUGGUUCAGUGGAGAUGGAAGGUAACUUUAACAGUUUGCAUAAGUCAGGAUUAGAUUUAUUAAAAAUACUUCCAAUCACGGAUGACAAUGAUGAGAAAGGUCAUGGUGGUUAUAAAGGUUCUAAAGACACACAUGAAAUCAAUAAUGAUCAAUUUAUAACACUUGAAAGAAACCUCAAAGAGAAUAAAAAUUUCAACGAUGAACCACAAGAGAUUGCCGAACAUCGAGCAGUUGGCAAAACUUCUGGUAGGGUUUAUCUCUCUUAUUUGAAAGCAGUUGGAAAUAUAUGGAUUGUAUUCUCAGCAAUUUUUCUAAGUAUAUUGUACCAAAUCGUUGCCACUUCUGGAGACAUCUUUCUGGCAAGUUGGGUUGAUAAAAUAGAUCAAAGUGCAAAUGCAACUUCAUUAGAUGGUAUGGACAAUAUGUGGUAUAUUCAAACAUUUAGUAUAUUAUCUGUAAUGGCAGCAGUUCUAGCAAAUGCAUUUUUUCUGAUGUUAUGUGAGAUGUGCAUGAGAUCUUCUCAAAACCUACAUUCCUUCAUGUUCUACAGCGUCAUGCGUGCAAGAAUGUCAUUUUUUCAUGAACAUCCAUCAGGAAGGAUAUUAAACCGAUUUUCGAAAGAUAUGGGUGCAGUUGACAAGCAACUGCCAUCCAUUAUAGAGGAUAUUGUACAAGCCGGUUUGUUGGUUGUGGCAGUUAUGGUAAUCAAUAUUUCUGCAAGUCCAUGGCUUCUGAUACCUACCGCAAUAGUUGCUUCCAUAUUUUAUGCAAUGAUUAUUGUCUACAUCAAAACAAGUCGCAGUCUGAAACGCCUAGAAUCUACAAAUCGAUCACCAGUCUUCAACCAUAUCAGCGCAACUUUACAAGGUCUCACAACUGUCAGGGCAUUUAAGGCUGAAACAAUCCUGACACAAGAGUUUGAUAAUUAUCAAAAUCUACAUUCAUCAGCUUGGUACAUGUUCACAUCUGGUGCAAGAGCUUUUGCUUUCUAUUUACAGUUUAUUUGCUCUCUCUACAUAGGUUUUGUUAUUUUCCUCUUUGUCUCUAUCAGUGACUACAUCUCUGCGGGAGACGCAGGAUUGGUUAUAACACAAUGUCUCUUACUCUCUGGCAUAUUGCAGUUUGGUUUCAGGCAAGUUGCAGAUCUGGAAAACCAGAUGACAUCUAUUGAAAGAAUCAGAGAAUACAGUCAUCUGGAAGAAGAACCGCCAUUAGAAACAAGCCCAGAAAAUAAACCGCUAGUUUCUUGGCCUUCUGAAGGGCGUGUAGAAUUUAAAGAAGUGUGCUUAAGCUAUCAUCCUUUAGAAGCACUAGUACUUAAGAAUUUGAAUUUUUUGAUACUUCCCAAGGAGAAAAUUGGUAUCGUGGGCAGAACAGGAGCCGGGAAAAGUUCUCUAAUCGCUGCUCUCUUCCAAUUAGCGUACUUAAAAGGGGAAAUAUACAUUGAUGGUGUAGCCACUAGUAAAUUGGGAUUACAUGAUGUCCGGUCUAAUAUCAGUAUUAUUCCUCAAGAACCUCUUCUUUUUGCUGGAUCUCUAAGAAGAAAUUUAGAUCCUUUUGACAAUUAUUCUGAUGAUGAUUUAUGGCAAGCAUUAGCAGAAGUGGAACUAAAGAAUUUUAUUAUGGAAUUAUAUGCUGGACUCAAUGCCAAGGUAUCUGAUGGUGGAUCCAACUUCAGUGUUGGUCAACGUCAACUUCUUUGUUUGGCACGUGCCAUUGUUAGAAAUAAGAAAAUUUUAGUGUUGGAUGAAGCCACUGCUAAUGUAGACUUACAAACUGAUAAACUUAUCCAAAAGACUAUUAGGUGGAGAUUUAAAGAUUGUACUGUGUUUAUCAUUGCUCAUAGAUUAAACACUGUAAUGGACUGUGAUAAAUUCAUAGUCAUGGAUUCUGGUUCUAUGGUCGAAUUUGGACACCCUUAUGAAAUCUUGAGAAAAAAAGGAUACUUAUACAAUAUGGUGCAACAAACUGGCCCUGAGAUGGCUGAAGUGCUUAUGAACAUGGCAGAAAGUGCAAAUCGGCAUUGAAUAUAAUUUUUCGAAUAUUCCUAUAGUUAUUUAAAAGUAAAUUUUCUUCCUGAAUUACCCAUAAGAUUAGCAAAAAUGAUCAUAAUAUAUAUUUUUUUAAUACUGG
Messenger RNA from Belonocnema kinseyi, 4199 nucleotides. RefSeq names its product probable multidrug resistance-associated protein lethal(2)03659. Gene Ontology annotation, biological process: transmembrane transport. The transcript has 13 exons. Lineage: Eukaryota; Metazoa; Arthropoda; Insecta; Hymenoptera; Cynipidae. Gene Ontology annotation, cellular component: membrane. Bases 224 to 4093 code for a protein of 1289 amino acids. The record is from RefSeq and is a predicted model, not a curated record. Gene Ontology annotation, molecular function: ATP hydrolysis activity; ABC-type transporter activity; ATP binding.